Messenger RNA from Ahaetulla prasina, 10408 nucleotides. RefSeq names its product Rho guanine nucleotide exchange factor 10 (gene ARHGEF10). Gene Ontology annotation, molecular function: guanyl-nucleotide exchange factor activity; protein binding. NCBI's taxonomy places the organism in Eukaryota, Metazoa, Chordata, Lepidosauria, Squamata, Colubridae. The transcript has 30 exons. Bases 535 to 4377 code for a protein of 1280 amino acids. Gene Ontology annotation, biological process: positive regulation of stress fiber assembly; mitotic spindle assembly; actin cytoskeleton organization. Gene Ontology annotation, cellular component: centrosome. The record is from RefSeq and is a predicted model, not a curated record.
CCGCUGGAGUGGCAGUCAGGAGAGCCAACCGGAGGGGGUGAUUCCUCCCCGGCUUCCUCCAAUCAUGCUCGAGGUCUCAGCGACAUCCUCGGCUCGGCAGGGUAUCCUGCGUUCGUGUGCGGGAGAAAUGCUGACCGCCUGCGUCUUUCGGAGGGGACCUCAGCAUCGGUGAAGCCGGAGCAGUGGAGAGGGGGCGGUGACAGUGCCUGGAGGCUGCAAAGAAUCAUUUAUUAUACAUUGAAAAGAAAACACAGUAGGGAACGAAGAAUAGAAUGGAAAUGGAAGGAUUCCCUCCACCACCACCUCCUGAAGAUGUGAUUUUUAUAUUGCCCACACCUGUUACUUGCCCCAGUUUUAGGAAAUGACAUACCAAUCACUGCUGCUAAUGAAGAAGAGGACGAAGAAGGAGAACAGUUUGACUUUGAUAGUGGAGAUGAGAUACCAGAAGCGGACAGACAAACUAUUUUGCCAAUUCAAGAAGCAGCAAAUUGUAUAGGGAAUGAAAAUCUAGAAAACCUAGAAGAAACUGAGAAAAUGCAGAGCUCCAAAGCCAAUGCAGAGGGCAUCCUACCACGGGUAAACCCAUACUCUGUCAUAACCAUUUCGCCAAUGCAGGAAAAGGAGCUGUUGCUGUCACCAGAGCCAACCACACAAGAUGGAACUAUAAGUCCCACCCUCUCAAGUGGCUAUUCGGUUCCGGUGCCUUGUGGCUAUGCUGUGCCAUCCAAUUUGCCAUUGAUAUUGCCGGCGUAUUCCAGUCCUGUUAUAAUCCGCAACCCUUCUGUAGAUGAAGAAGCAAGUGUUCAUAUAGUAGCCGAAGAUGGUCAUUCAAAUUCUCAGAGUUCAGAAGAACCUCCAAACAGUGAAGAUAAUCAGGGGAGCACAGACGAGAAUGCCUUGGCUAAAUGGGUGGCUGAUCCUGCAAAUACAGAGUGGAUGGAGAAUCCUGAUGAAGUAAUAUAUGAUGAUGUACCAAGAGAAAAUUCAGACUCUGAACCAGAGGAGAUGAUUUAUGAUGAUGUUGAGAAUGGAGAUGAAGGUGGAAAUAGCUCUCUAGAAUAUGGGUGGAGUUCCAGUGAGUUUGAAAGCUAUGAAGAACAGAGCGACUCAGAGGGUAAAAAUGGAAUACCCAGUUCUUUUCUGCGUGGCAACCACAGAAGACAAUUCUCUCAUGACCUAACCCGUUUAAAGGAGCACUAUGAGAAAAAGAUGAAAGAUCUGAUGACCAACACAGUGGGAGGAGUAGAGAUUCAGCAACUGAAGCAAAAACAUGAGCUGAAGGAUCUGGUUGUCCCUGCCUUGCAGAUGCAGAAGCUCAUGAGAGCAGCAAGGGAGGGCACCAAAGACGGGCUUGAAAAAACCAAAGCAGCUGUGAAGAAAGGUCGGUCAUUCAUCAGAACUAAGUCCUUUAUUAGUCAAGAACACAGAGCUACCUGUCUAGAGGAAGAGGAGCUAUUUAUUGAUGUAGAUUGCAUGCACACAGAAGCAAUCAUGACUCCGAUGCCAGAUGGAUUAUCCCAACAACAGGUUGUGCGAAGAUACAUUUUAGGCGCUGUGGUCGACAGUGAGAAAAACUAUGUGGAUGCUCUGAAAAGAAUAUUAGAACAAUAUGAAAAACUUCUUUCAGAGAUGGAGCCCAAAUUACUGAGUGAGAGGAAACUGAAGUUGGUCUUCUAUCGAAUUAAAGAAAUUCUUCAGUGCCAUUCAAUGUUUCAGAUGGCCCUGGCAAGCCGUGUCUCGGAGUGGGAUUCUGUUGAAAUGAUCGGGGAUGUCUUUGUUGCCUCAUUCUCUAAAUCCAUGGUACUGGAUGCCUACAGUGAGUAUGUAAUCAAUUUUAGCACAGCUGUGGGGAUUCUCAAGAAAACAUGUGCUACAAAACCUGCCUUCCUUGAGUUUUUAAAGCAAUGUCAAGAAUCUAGUCCUGAUAGAAUCACUCUUUAUGGCUUAAUGAUGAAGCCCAUACAACGUUUUCCUCAGUUCAUCCUUCUAUUACAGGAUAUGUUGAAGAACACGACUAAAGGCCACCCAGACAGGCUGCCUCUACAGAUGGCUCUCACAGAACUUGAAACACUGGCAGAGAAAUUAAAUGAAAGGAAAAGGGAUGCAGAUCAGCGCUGUGAAAUAAAACAAAUAGCCAAAGCCAUGAAUGAGCGUUAUCUGAACAAGUUACUCAGCAGUGGCAACCGCUACCUGAUCCGAAGUGAUGAUAUGCUAGAAACUGUUUAUACAGACAAAGGAGAAAUCAUGAAAACCAAAGAACGGCGUCUGUUUAUGUUAAACGAUGUUCUUAUGUGUGCUACUGUGCAUAUUCGCUCUUCCCAUGAAAAUAGUGGUGUUGUGAGUGGGCAGAGGUACUUAUUAAAAUGGAGUGUGCCUCUUGGGCAUGUCGAUGUCAUAGAGUAUGGAAGUAAUGAUGGCCAAGGUGAGAACUGCAGAUUCCCUUUGCAGCCGUCUUCUGAGAUCAUGGUUACCAACGCCAAGCCAAAUAAGCUUUAUAUGGGACCAGGGCAACUAUACAAUGAUUUGCAAAACCUCUUACAUGACUUGAAUGUAGUUGGCCAAAUCAGUCAACUAAUAUGCAGCCUGAAGGGAAACUACCAGAAUUUAAAUCAGUCAGUGGCUCAUGAUUGGACCUCAGGUUUACAGAAACUCAUUUUGAAAAAAGAAGAUGAAAUUAGAGCCGCAGACCGCUGUCGAAUUCAACUUCAGCUUCCAGGAAAACAGGACAAAUCAGGACGGCCUACUUUCUUUACGGCUGUGUUCAAUACAUUUACACCUGCCAUCAAACAGUCAUGGAUCAGAAGUUUACAAAUGGCUAAGCUUGCUUUAGCUGAUGAAAAUCUGCUGGGUUGGUUCUGUAUAGAUGAUGAUGGGAAUCAGAUUAAAAAAGAGAAACACCCACUCCUUAUGAAACACAUGCCGGUGAUGAUGGCCAAACAACAGGAAUUUAAGGUUGAAUGUGCUGCUUAUAAUCCUGAACCUUGUUUCUGCGAAGAAAGUGACCCUGAUUCUCUUUCUACUGAGUAUGGUUUUCUGUGGAUUGGCAGUUGUACUAAUCAAAUGGGCCAAAUCGCCAUUGUAUCAUUUCAAAACUCCAAUCCAAAGCUUAUUGAAUGCUUCAAUGUGGAGUCAAGAAUUCUCUGUAUGGUCUAUAUUCCAGAAGAUGAGAAAUUCAAAGAAUCAAAUAAUAUGUUUCCUGAAUCUGGAGAUAUGGCUACAAAACCUCUCAGCGUGCCUACUAUUUGUCUAGGCAUGGAAGAAGGAAGCAUCUCUGUUUACAAAAGUAGUCAAGGCUCCAAGAAAAUCCGUCUCCAACACUUCUUUGCUCCUGAGAAGUCUACUGUGAUGAGCUUAGCAUACAAGACUCACCAUUUAUUUGCUGGCCUAGUCAAUGGAAACAUUGCAAUCUACACCAAAUUGGAAGAUGGGACCUGGAACUCAGAACCACAGAAAAUAGUGAAAUUGGGAGUUCUUCCUGUCAGAGGUCUUCUUGUGAUGGAAGAAACCAUCUGGGCUGCUUCUGGUGGACAGAUAUUUAUAAUUAAUACAGAAAGUCAUGCUGUAGAGUGCCAUUUUGAAGCUCAUCAAGAGGAAGGGAUGGUGAUCUCUCAUAUGGCUGUUGCAGGAGUGGGGAUCUGGAUUGCCUUCACAUCGGGAUCAACUCUCCGUCUUUUCCACACUGAAACCCUUAAACAUCUCCAGGAUGUUAAUGUGGCCACUCUUGCUCACAAUAUGUUAUCAGGACAGCAACGUGUUUCAGUGACUAGCCUCUUAGUAUGCCAUGGCCUGUUACUGGUUGGAACAAAUGUUGGGAUUAUAGUAGCCCUCCCAGUUCCUCGUUUGCAGGGAAUCCCCAAAGUAACUGGAAGAGGCAUGGUAUCUUAUCAUGCCCAUAAUGGCCCUAUCAAGUUCCUGGUAACGGCCUCUGUGACAAGCAAGCAGAACAAAAGCAAGUCAAAAUCCAGGCUGAAUUGUCCUCAUUCAGGCCUGAAAGAGGAUGACCAAAAGUGUGUUGGACCUGAGAGGCCCAAUUCUUCUCUGAGCAACCCCAGUGACAAUGCCAUUUGGUUGGGGGGCUCAGUCGGAUCCAUUGCUCAGAAAAGUGACUUGUCUUCAUCGUCCGGGUCACUCACGUUGUCUCACGGAUCCAACACAACUGAACCUCGGCCAGAAGAGAGUGCUGUCUAUGAGCUUUUGAAAGAAGUCUCCCCUGACCAGAGUAAAAGACAUAGAUCCAGAGAGGGGAAAGCAAUAUCCAUCUUAGUCAUCUCUGGAGGACAAGGACACAGAAGGGUGAAUAAGAAAUGCAAGCAGCAGCGGCCAGAUGAACUGGUAUCUUCGAUAAUGGUUUGGCAGAUUCCACUGUUAAAAAUCUGACAACAGGAUAUAAUGCGAUUUGUUCAAUGGCAAAGUUUGCUUUGGUGUUAACACCAUCAUGAUGAAUUUACGUUUUUAUCUCAAAGCAAAUUAAAUACCAAUAUUUGCAAAGGCCUCUUUAUAAAGUUUCUUUGUCCUAAAUUUACGUGGGUUACCUUGUUAGAACAAGUAUCUUAGAUACAUUCUAAGAAGCCCGUUUCAGAGCUACAUCUAAACAUAUAUUUGAGUCUUCAAAAGUUCUUUAGUUGAAAAAAAAAGUAUGAUCCAUUUCAAGCAUUUUUUCUCAUUUUGCUACUAUUUAUAUUCAAAUAUUGUAGCCUAAAAAAUAUUCAGUGAAGGGAAAGGAUCGAAUAGUAUUUCUCUGAUGAGCCUUGCUUAAAUAAUUAUUUCUUGCAAGGCAAUAUCAUACAUAUGUGUUUCAUUUUCCACAAACCUUUUUAAAGCAAUCAUUAUUCCAAGGUAGUCUACUAGCUUAAUUCCAGAGACUAUAAAUAAACCUGUAAUAUACUUUCUCAAGUAAGUGUCAGACACAGUAAAAAAGUUUUUUGGUUAUAUACUACAGAUUUAUACUUGGAAGGAAAAGAGGUAGGGCUAACUUUUAAUUAUUAAUACUUAAAAAUGAAUAUUAUAAAAAGAAAUGUUAAACAUUCAGAAUGAAAUAUGUUUGAUUUACUAAGUGAUGUAUUUUUUAAAAACCUUUGGUUACUCCCAGUAAGUAGGAGGGAAAAUAAAACCACUGUGAAAUUUAGUAGAUUCGGGCAGUUGCUUGUGUUUUGGUGCUCCAUUUAAUUAUAGCACAUUCUGUCGCUGGCGGUGGAAUGUGUCUCAUUUAUCUAUAUGGCUGCUUAUAUAUUUUGAUUAACAUUAGAUAAUAGUGAGGAAAUCAAGUAUAAACAUAAAAUAAAGAGACCCUAACAUUAAAGUAUAUUGUUGUCAUAAGAUUAUUAUAGUUGGUCAGCCAGAUAAAUAGUCUGGAUUUGGCAUUUUGAUCCACUUAUUGAGUCCUUCCCAAGGACCCAGGAUAGGCUGAUGAUGUUGUUUGAUAGUGUUAAAGAUCUCAUUCACGGUGGGGAGGGGAGCUGUUCCAAGUAAAGCUGCCUUUUGCAAUUGAUGGAAGUAAUUUUGUCAAUGCCAAUAUUGUUCAAGUGGUGUUCCAGAUGUUUUAGGAUUGCACCCAGGACACCUAUUAUUGUUGGUAUUACCUUUGCUUUCUUUUUUGUUCUGUUUCUAUUUGUAGGUCUUUGUAUAUUGUGAUUUUCUACAGUUCUUCUUCUAUUCUGCUGUCUCCAGUACUGCAACGUCUCUUAUCCAGACUUGUUUUUCUUAUCACCUCUGGGGUGUUAUGUAGCAGGUGCCUAUCUGCUUGAAUUCUAAAGUCCCAGAGUACUUUAGCUUCUUCAUUUUUCUGUGUUGAGGUCCCAUCAGUAUUUAUUUGCAAAUGGUAUGUUUUGCAGAUCUUACAAUAUACCAUUGGAACAUCUAUUUUGUUAUCAGUCUGUGCAAUCAGCUAACUUGGUGGUCCACUGUAAUGAAGCUUCUUUGCUGGGACCGCAUUUGCUGUCUGUUGCUGUCUACUCAAUUCUGGCUUUAUGUGCAUUUGUUCUUCAAGCUUGGCCUUGUGCAGGCAGAAUUAGCUUUCCAGUCUCUUUCUUCAACUUUCCUGCUCUUAGCCAUUGGCAGUUCUGCUUAACCUGCUAUAUUUUUGAAGGUUCUGGCUAUGUAGUACUUUGCCUUGCCAUGUCUCAAUUCUAUGUUUCAUUUGGUCUUGUAGGCCAGUUUGCUGUUUUCGAUAUUCAGUAAGCUUCACUGCAUCUUCUUCAUUGUUCUUCAGAUAUUCUUCCAGUACCCUUUUUUUCUUCAACUGUCUGAUGUACUUGCAACAUUCCACAUCCACCUGUUUUCCUUGCUAAAUAAAGUGUGUUGCUUCAUUAAUGAAGGGAAUAAUUCAUUGUUAUUAUUUUUUCUGAUCAUCCUAUGCAGCGCUUUUAGUUCUGCUUGAGUCUAGUCCACUGUUCCAGCUCUGUAUCUGAUGACUUGUGCAAUUGUUAAUUGCCUUGUUGGUAUUUCCAUUACUGGGUCUGGACUUUAAGAUCUUCAUGAUAAAUUCAUUUCUAACUUUGUAACUUCACUGUUCUUGAGGUCAUCUUGAAGGAUGCCAGGAAUUUGUAAUGAACUUAUUCAUCAAGACUCUUGAUGGUAUCUCCAUUCAUAUUUCACUGUUUUUGCCUUGUUGAUGGUAAGGGUGGCACAUUUGUCUAGUCCAAACUCCACAGUAAUAUCUUGGGAUAGUGUGGAGCAGGAAUUCUAUUUCAGAUGGUGCUUAUCCAUACAGCUUCCUAUUGCCCAUGCAAAAGAGAUAGGAUAGCUUGAAGUUUGGUAGCCAUGCCCUGACUUAUUCAGUAUUGUUGACAGAGGAGUCAAUAUAGCGACAAACUCUAGUGGUGAUAAUCUCAUUGAAAAAAUCCUCUCUUGGUAUUAACCUCUCCUUUAUUUCACCAUUGACCAGCAACUGUGUCUUCCAUUGUGCUUUGCUCAAAGCUUCUGAUAUUUCUACUGAUUCCUGUUAUUUAUAGACACUUGAUUAUCCAAUACUGUAGCAGAGAGUCAAAUGCCUUAUUGUAAUAAAUCCAAGCCAAGUUCAGCUUGGUCUUCCUUCUGUUGUAACUCUCCAGAAUCAUCUUAUCAGUUGGGAGUUAAUCUCCUGUUUCGGUGGUUUUCUAUCUGCUCAGGUGGAAAGAGCUUAUGUUCAAUCAGAUGCUAUUGGACUACAUCAGCUACUACACCUGUUAGCAAGUUGUUGGUAAGAAGGUAUUUGCCUGUAGUUGCCUGGUGUUGUCCCUUUUUCUGGAACUUUCGUUAUCAGGUAGGUUUUGCUAGAUGUUAACGACUCUUCAAUUUCACCUCCUUGCAGUAUGUUGUUAAACUGCUCAGCAGCAACUGGGUGUAGACCAGUCAAUCAAAAGCCAUGCAGUUCACCUUCACUUAAAGGUAAAGGUAAAGGUUCCCCUCGCACAUACAUGCUAGUCGUUGCCAACUCUAGUGGGCGGUGCUCAUCUCCGUUUCAAAGCCAAAGAGCCAGCGUUGUCCGAAGACGUCUCCGUGGUCAUGUGGCCGGCAUGACUCAACGUCAAAGACGCACGGAACGCUGUUACCUUCCCACCAAAGGUGGUCCCUAUUUUUUCUACUUGCAUUUUUACAUGCUUUCGAAACUGCUAGGUUGGCAGAAGCUGGGACUAGUAAAGGGAGCUCACCCCGUUUCACGGCAGCACUAGGGAUUCGAACCGCCGAACUGCCGACCUUUCGAUCGACAAGCUCAGCUGUCUUAACCCCUGAGCCACCACGUCCCAUCUUCACUUGGUGCUGACCAAUUCUUGAUCUUCCUUGCCCUUUUCUCCACCAUUUCUGCUGUUAUCACAAGUUCUUAUCCAUCUCCUUUAGCCAAGGUGCGUUCUUGUAUUUCUUUGGGUUGUCCCAUGGCUCCACCCAGUACUGCACUGUUUUUUCUUUGCCAGAUGUGGCUGGUUCACUGCAGUCUCUCCAUUGAUGGAUUGGUGUAAACAUUUCUGAUUUGACUGAAAUUAAAUAUUCUGCCUGUAGUGUGAAAUGUGAGCUUUGAUUCUGCUGUUUUUCUUGGCUGUAACUGUUGUUUGCUGAUAUUUCCUUGAUCAGGUGUUUUUUGGUCUUCUUGUCUUUGAUCUGUUCCAGCUUGCUUGCAUCUGAUCUUAACAUGCUUAUUUUCCAGCUUGAUCUCCCAUUUUGUUGGUGUACUGUUUGGCUUUCUCCCCCCCCCCCCCACACCUUGUUUGUUGUUUUUGCAUCCAACAUUUUCAGUUAAAACUGCAGUCAUGCUGUAAAUUAAUUGGUUUGCUUGCCCAGGAUGGUUGAACCUCUGGCAUAGCUCUCCUUCUGCUCUCAGCAUGCAAGGCCCACAGCCCUGGCAAGAUAGUGACUCAUUAUGACUUCAUUGCUCUCCAGAUACAUCACUGAUUGUUACCAAUGCAUAUUAUUAACACAGACUUUGAUCUGAAGUCAACAAAUGUGCAUUUGUCAUGUGAAUAUUAGCAAAAAAAAACAAAAAACGAAAAAAAACAGCCAUACAUCUAUAGAAAGAAGAUGCCAUGGCUGUUUCCAAGCCAUAAAGAAGGGAAUUUGUAUAAUCAAAGCAAGUCAACACAUUUCCUUUUAAUAAAAUGGAAAAUUACAUACCCCCUGGGAUGCAAACACAGGAGCUAUCACUGCUGUGAAAAACUUAAUUGCUCAUGACCAACAGCUACAAAGUCAGGAGCCCUCGUAAUGAUUCUGGAUAAUGGUAAUUAAGCAUCAUUUUACAGUUUGUAGAACUAUGUGAGGUCUUAAAACCUGGGUGUACCUGAGCCUUGCCAGAGCUUAGCUGCAGGAUGAGAUCAUUUACCUCAAGCUUAUCCAUUUGGAUAUCUUGAAGUUUGUAUAUAUAAUACCAGUAGUGGUAUAUUCUGAUAGGAUGGGAUGGAACAUGAGAAUUUAAACUUUAAAAGAGCUUUGCUGUACCAAUUAACAGUCUGCUUAUUGGGAAUAAUAGCAGACCAGUAUUUUGGAUAACAGAGUCCUAGUUUCAUCUUUUUUCUUCUUCUUGAAGAAGGGAGAAUUCUAGUAGGAAACUUACAUUACAAAGCUCUCUUAUGGCCAUUUCUUUCAAGUGUAAUACACUGAAUUCAUUGCACUUAGGGAAGAUUCAAUUAGAUCAAUGGAUAUUAAAUGUUUCUGUUACCUGUGACUAAAUUUGAUAUAGUUAUACAAUAAUGAAGACGUAAAUUUUUAUAUGAGAGAGGAGGGAGGCUUCCUCUCUUUUCCUGAAGAUGGAAAAAGAGUAGGCAGAAAACUAAUUGGCAUUCACCAGCAAGUUAUUGGUUUGCAAUAAAUUAGAAAGCACUUUUAAUAUGAGCAAUAGGUUUUUCCCCCAAUUAGAGCAUUAAAAGCCUUCCUAUUUAGUUAAUCAAAUGUAGAUUCAUAUUUGGAGUCACAAAUUUACAGCUUAGCAGGUAUAAAGGGUAAUCACUUCUGUCUCUUGAGUUGCUCUUUUAUAUAUAGUUCCAACUGAUGGUUGUCUUGGUAGUCAAACACUCAGUAGUUUUCAUAAGUGUGUGUCCUUGGCUGGACAUAAAACCUUGUCAUCUAUCUUUAGGUCAGCAGUAAUGAAACAUUUGAAUUUCUGGCUCCUUAGUGCAGACAGGGGUACCCCCAGAAUUCAUUUCUAAAUGAGAAUUUCCCAUAGUGAAAAUACAACUAUAAGUUCUUUAAGCCAUAAUUUUACAGAAAAGAUGUUAAGAAUUGCAAAUGCAUUAUCAAGUAACAACUUCCAAAUGAGUCUAUUACAGAAGUGAGCAGAGGUCAAGAAAAAGAAGUGAUAAUGUCUAGAGAAAAUUAUUUAUAACUUUUAGCACUUAACCAUCCAAGUUUACACCUCUCAAACACUUGUGGUUUAGGUUUUGGUUAUAUACUGAUUUGCCAUUGAUUGAUAAAAUGUGAAACUAGUUCCCUGAUUUCAGGAUUUCUUUGAACUUGCAUGUCUCGGAUAAUAUUUCCUACACUCUAACUCAACUUGCUUUGGAAACUAAAAGGGCUUUGAGGAACAGUUUGUGAUAGAGCUUUCUAAAGAAAAUUCCAUUAAGCUCUUUGGACUCUGGUUAUUGAGGGCUGCUGAGGAAGUUUCCUAACAAGAUUAUUAUAAAAUAGGUGUGCUAUAUUACAGAGCUUUUAAAAACUCCAAUAGAGAAUUGUAUAUAUGUAUAGAUUAAAAUGCUAACCAGUAACCGAAGUACUGCUUUAAUAUUGGAUACAAGCCACACUUAUAGUCCACACAGAAACAUAUAUGUGUUGCUAGGCAGAUUUUUGUGUCUGAUCCCAUGUGAGAAUAAUGAUAUCUGGGAGGAAGACAGCCACUAUGUUUCAUCAAAUGUUUUCUGAUAUCUAACAGUACAUUUGUUAUAACCUGAGCCAUACAAAUAUGUAUUUAUGUCUAAAAUAAACUCAAUAAACUGUGAAUAAAAAAAGA